AUGAAAUCUGUGAAUAUUUUGAAAAUGCUAGAAGCUAACAAAGAAAAUAGAAACUUUUAAUUUGUUUAAAAUAGAUAAACUAGAGUUUAAUCUACUCUCUAUAUUAAAGAUGAGUUAUCUCAAUAAAAUAUAAAACCAAGAGUUAUUAGAGUUUCAAAAUGGAAUAAAUCACAAAAUAUAAGAGAGAAUGGAAAAAGAGAGGAUCAAAGGCAUAUUAGUUAUGAAAUACCCAGAUAAAAAACUGAUUAAUAUUAGCAUAUUUAAAGAACUUUAAAAAAUAGAAGUUUAACAAACAUCUAGAUUUCUAUCAUUAAUUAAGCCCAUAAUAAUAAUAAUAAUAAUAAUAAUAAUAAUAAUAAUAAUAAUAAUAAUAAUAAUAAUAACAAUGCUUCAAUAUCAUUACCUAAUAGUAAUAAAUGUAAAAUUUAUUUUUUUAUUUGUAGAUUUAAUUACAAAAGGAUUAGAUAAAUUUUCAUCAACAGAAAAUUAUGGUAAUCCAUAAUUAGUUAAAACUUACAAAUAAGAUAUUUAUAAUUAUCUUGAAGAACUCAAUCAAAAUUAAUAAUAAUAGUUAUAAAAUGCUAUCUCAUUUAAUGCAUUUUAUUCAUAAAGUUAAAUAACUCUAAAAAUGAGAAAUGUUCUUAUUAAUUGGCUCUUUGAAUUGCAUCAUAAACUAAAAUUACAAUUAGAAACUCUUCUGCUUACUGUAUGGCUUAUAGACAAGUAUAUUAAAAUUUAUUAUAAAGAUUUAUUGAAACCCAUUUAGUCAACUUUGUGGAAUUGCUUGUUUAUUCAUUGCAUCAAAAUGUCAGGAUCAAAAAUAAUGAAUUUAACAGCAAUAUGCAGAUAUAGAUUUAAUAUAGUAAAAAAUCAUUUUUAAAUUCAAGAAAAAUAGUUAAUUCAUUAGAGGAACAAUUGAACUAAAUGUUAAAACAGAUAUUUCUAAACACAUACAAGAUUAUGAAUAUUAAUUCAGAGCCAUAAAUUAUAGUGAAUACUAGUGAAGAUUAGAUUGCUAUUUGCUAUGAAUAAUUCAUUUAAAAUUUCUAUUAAGCUUAUAAUAUUUAUUCAAAUUUAGAGGUUUAAAUGCUUAUGCCUAGUAUUUUCUGGAAUGGCUCAAAAUUUGAAUAAAUAAUAUUGGUUUGUGAUUAAUACUUAUUUUUUUCUUUUAUUUUCAAAAAAUAUAUUAAAAGAUUUUCAUUAACUAUGGUAAAUUUGAUUAUGACUAUUCCUUUAGCCAAAAGCUCCCAAAACAUCAAAGGCUAAGAAAGUUUAAAAGAAAGUAGCAGAUAGAAAGAAGAAUCCACUCUUUGUUAAAGAUGCUAAAAACUUUAGAAUUGGAAAUGAUGUCCAACCAAAGAGAGAUUUAUCAAGAUAUGUCAGAUGGCCUCGUUAUAUUCUUUUACAUAGAUAAAAAAAGAUUUUAUUGCAAAGAAUCAAAGUGCCAGCAGCCAUUCAUUAAUUCAGCAAAACACUCGACAAAAAUCAAAGUAUAUUGUAAAUUUUAAUCUAAGGCUCAAAGGUCUACGCUUUAUUAAAAAAAUAUGCACCUGAAACCAAAACAGAAAAGAAAUAAAGAUUAGUCAAGGCUGCUGAAUCUAAGGCCUAAAAUUAGAAAACAGAGAGCAAGAAAGUGACAGUCCUUAAAUUCGGAUUGAAUCAUGUUACUACAUUGGUUGAAACUAAGAAAGCUAAAUUAGUUUUGAUUGCUUAUGAUGUUGAUCCAAUUGAAUUAGUAGUAUGGCUUCCACAAUUGUGCAGACGUCAAGAAGUCCCAUUUGCCUUUGUUAAAAGUAUUUAAAUGAAUUUAUAAUUUAGACAAGGCUAGAUUAGGAGCUUUGGUUCACUAAAAAACAGCUACUUGUGUUGCUUUGACAGAUGUAAGAAAAGAAGAUUAAGCUGAAUUUGAUAACUUAGUAUAAAAUAAAAUUAAUUAAAGGCUCGUGAUUUAAGAUAACACUACAAUGAAAACCAUGAAUUAUUGAGAACCAUUGGUGGUGGAUAAGUAGGAAUCAAAUCCAAACAUUAAUAAGAGGCAUUAAAGAAAGCUUUUGAAUUAGAAGAACUUAAGAAGACAAGUUAAUGAU
This is a messenger RNA of Paramecium pentaurelia, 2087 nucleotides long. NCBI's taxonomy places the organism in Eukaryota, Ciliophora, Oligohymenophorea, Peniculida, Parameciidae. The record is from the annotation of a GenBank genome assembly.